AUGAAAGACUUAGGGGAACUGAAGUACUUCCUUGGCAUAGAGUUUUCAAGGUCAGAGAAAGGCAUCCAUAUAUGUCAGAGGAAGUAUGCAAUUGAGCUGCUAUCUGAGACUGGUUUAUCAGGAGGAAAACCAGCACUCACUCCACUAGAAUUCAAUCACAAACUUACCUCCAUAGAAUUUGACAAGGUGUUCAACAAGGAGAACUUGUCUGAUGACAGGCUACUUGAAGACAGAAGUGGUUAUCAAAGAGUAGUGGGAAGAUUGUUGUAUUUGACCAUGACUAGACCUGACUUUGUGGAACAGGUUCUAAGUCAGUUCAUGCAUGCUCCCAAGCAAUCACAUCUAGAUGCUGCUAUGAGAGUGAUCAGGUACAUUAAAGGGAAUCCUGGUCUUGGACUGUUCCUACCAUCAUAUGGCAAUCAAAAGUUGGUUGCAUUUUGUGAUUCAGAUUGGGGUGAUUGUGUAGAGACAAGAAAGUCAGUCACAGGCUAUGCUAUGAAGUUUGGUGAUGCCUUAAUCUCCUGGAAAUCAAAGAAGCAAGGAACAGUUUCAAGAAGCUCAGCUGAGGCAGAGUUCAGAAGCAUGGCCACUACUGUUGCAGAGAUAAAAUGGUUAGUUGGACUAUUUGAGGAGUUAGGAGUAUCAGUUGAGUUUCCAGUUCAACUUCACUGUGAUACCCAGGUUGACAUCAAAUUGCAGCUCAUCUUAUUUUUCACGAAAGAACCAUACACAUAG
Messenger RNA from Nicotiana attenuata, 735 nucleotides. RefSeq lists its product as uncharacterized. Bases 1 to 735 code for a protein of 244 amino acids. The record is from RefSeq and is a predicted model, not a curated record. Lineage: Eukaryota; Viridiplantae; Streptophyta; Magnoliopsida; Solanales; Solanaceae. The transcript has a single exon.